GCGACGUCCAUGUGCCUCAAACACAACAGCAGGAGAUAAACAAGAGACAGAUAUGAAAGAUAGGAACCUUCCUGACAAAAAAAGGUUAGAGGCGACAGUGAGAACCAGUGUGUGUGUGCGUGUGUGUGUGUGUGUGAGUGACACUAGUAUCAAAUGCAGAGGGAUGUUUGUGUGUGUGCAGUGACGCAUGAAGAACUGGGCUAAUGCAGUAGCAGAGAUUAGACGUCAUGGAUCAGGACAGACACACAUGUAGGAAGGAGGACGAGGAGGACGAGGAGGCAGCCAGAAACCAGCAGGACGGAGACGCCGCACUGGAGUAACACUACUACAGUACUACUCAGUACUACUGCAGUACUUUGUAGUUAUCUAUCAGAUCUGAAAUCAUCACGGUGUCUGAGUGAAACAGUUUCCUGGACUGGAAGACGACCGAUGGAUUCUAAGACUGUGUCUGAGAUGUGCUGGCGUUCCUCCUUCUGCUCCAAGUUCCGCCACGUCUUUGGAAAGUCGGCCUCUAAGGAGCACAGCUACGAUGGAGUACCGAUCACUCACAGUGUCCAUGACAACCACUACUGCGCAGCCAACCCCUGCUUCGUCGCCGUGGUGACCGAGUGCUCGGGGGGCGGCUCCUUCGUGAUCCUGCCCAUCCAUCACGUAUGUUACAGCAGUUAAUCCACCUUCAUCAUUCAUCAUUUAAAAG
Messenger RNA from Betta splendens (Siamese fighting fish), 697 nucleotides. Its product is annotated as coronin-2A-like. Gene Ontology annotation, molecular function: actin filament binding. Gene Ontology annotation, biological process: actin filament organization. The transcript has 2 exons. The record is from RefSeq and is a predicted model, not a curated record. Bases 430 to 669 code for a protein of 79 amino acids. Lineage: Eukaryota; Metazoa; Chordata; Actinopteri; Anabantiformes; Osphronemidae.